AGCAAAUCAGUGGAAAUAAAUUAAUCUCUUUAUUUGCAAAAUAAACUUUUCAAAGUUUAUAAACUGUGAACUAGUACAACCAGUUCACCCAAAAAGAACAGGCCUUAUAUUUGUGUCGUUUUAAGUGCAGAAAGUGCAACGUAGAGCAAUAAUCGCAUCAGCUUCUUGAUGUUUUAAAUUUUGAAGUAUUUUGAAAUCUUAGGUUGUAAAAUUUAAAAAAACCUUGCAUUAAACGACCGAUCGAAGUACCUAAUAAUAGCGAUUGAAAGCGAGUUCCAGUUAGGAGGGGAGGAAUAUCUUUCAAUUCUAAGAAAACGGAAAUCUAACCUAAAAAGCGAUUUGAUCUCUCGGCCGACGUGACAAUGCCAUGUCUUCCAGAAAUGCUAUUUUUAAAAGUUAAGAGUGUAUGAUGCAAUGUUUCUCACGAAGUUAAUCAAAAUCAUCCCGUUCCUGGAAUCUUGACAAUCUUUGAAGGUUCAUACGCGGUUCAUACACGUAGACACGUGUUGCAGGAACACGUGCAAAGUUUAUUUUAUUGUUUCCUCGUUGCUUCUACUUGAAUAUCACAAGAUAAUCGAAAUGUUUUCCAUUCGGCAAGCGCUCCGUCUUGGUGCACGUGUGAUGUGCACCCGGCACAUGGCAUGUCAUUCUCGCAUUCCAACUUUAUGUGCACCAUGCGGUAUCGGGGCGCUCCGACAGGAGCGUUUCGUUCACGAUGACAACCGCGGGGAAUUAGGCAAGUUGGAAGGAAAAUUAAAACUGAUGUUCACAUGCAAAAAGUGCGAAACGAGAAAUAGCAAACUGAUAUCGAAGUUGGCAUAUAACAAGGGAGUAGUGAUAGUAAGAUGUGACGGCUGCAAGAACAAUCAUCUUAUUGCCGAUAAUUUAGGAUGGUUUUCGGAAAUAAAUAAAAAGACGAAUAUCGAGAAAAUCAUGGAGUUGAAGGGGGAAACCGUGCGAAAGAUCAUGAAUGACGUAGAUGGCUAUUAUGAGGCUGUUUUGAAGGAAGAAUUCAAGAUGCGUUUGCAGAACGUCGGCGAAAAAUCGGAUGAUGAAUGCUCUAAUGAAAUAAAAAUGAUUGAGGAAUCGAAAGGAAUCUGACAUUCUUCCUAGCUUUAGUUUAUCCCCUAAACAAAAGUACAAUAAGUAUAGACAAGUAAGAAAUGUUCUGUUACAAAUUUAUUGUGUAAUCUGUUUCGAUUUAUAAUAUAUAAGAAUGACAAGUGUAGUCAUAAAAUGUACAGAUCGUUUUAAAGUCAUAGAAUGCGUUGAAAAAAAAGUCAUCUUAAUUUAUGUUUAGAUAAAGCUAUUUUCAUGCUGGUUGAAACACGAAACUCAUCUGUAGAUAUAAAUUUCGCCAACAUAAAAGAAGUACACAUAAACAAUUAUAUAUGCAAGAGUGCUUUACACAUGUAUAAAAUUUUUUAAAUAUAUUUUAAAUAUACUUCUUAAAAAUAAUCUAACGAUACUUGUUUUAGAAAUUAAUUAAUUUUCGUUAUAUGUCUCUUCAAUAUACAUAUUCCAGAAUUCUGCUUCUUCUUUUUGAGUCCCUUUUUGAAUUUCUAUUUAGGUGCGUUAAAGUAUUUAGUUUGUCUUUCAGAAGUCCACUAAGUAGCCUCCUUGGGAAUGUAAGAGGUACCUGUUUAAUUUUUUUCCAACAUUCUCCACGAAUAUCAAGAUUGGGAUAUAUAAUUCUAUAAACAAUCACUUGAUCAUACAGAGCAACUUAGAAUUCAUUGAUUGAUGGAAUAAUUUUAUCAGUAAUUGUUUAUAUAUAUACAUAUUAAUUGAUAUUUCAAUUAAUAGUAAAUCAUUUGUUUGGCACAAAGGACAUAUUAUUACAACGGCUUCUCAUUAAAUGCCUCUUAUAAACUGUUAUGGUACAUAUAUACAAUUUUGUAAAAAGGGACUCUGCAAAUAAAAAAAUAUAAAAGAUAAUUAUCUAUACCUAUAUGUAUUAUUAUUGUAUGUGACUCAUAAUCAUUAAUUUGCAUAAUGAAUAAUAGUGAUUUCUGCUACGCGAAUCUAUCUCAUAGAUAUAUGAUAUAUGAUAUAUAUAUUUGUAAUAUACUGAAUAUGUAACAUUUGAUUCAAAAAUAGAUUUUUUUUGUACUUUUAACACUUUGAACUUUUAAAUCCAAUAAAACAAUUUUCAUGGAAUUAAUAUUUAUGUGAAGGCAAAUGGUUGACUUGAUUAUCGACGAAAGCACUAAUAUCCAUUGUGCACGUACAUAAAAUUGCGGCAGCAUAUAAUGUUAAAUACCUAUCCAAUUGUGAUGAUACAUUAUCUCAUCUAGUUAUCUUUUUACGAAUGCAUUUGUAUAUUAAAUUGUAUUACAUAUUUAUAGCAUAUUGAUAGUUUCGUA
Messenger RNA from Pogonomyrmex barbatus (red harvester ant), 2366 nucleotides. Its product is annotated as DNL-type zinc finger protein. Lineage: Eukaryota; Metazoa; Arthropoda; Insecta; Hymenoptera; Formicidae. The record is from RefSeq and is a predicted model, not a curated record. Gene Ontology annotation, biological process: protein import into mitochondrial matrix; protein folding; protein stabilization. Gene Ontology annotation, molecular function: protein-folding chaperone binding; zinc ion binding. Gene Ontology annotation, cellular component: mitochondrion.